GAAUUGCGGAAGAAAAAACGAAAUCCCACUUUUUUGGUGGGGAAAACUCAGUGCCUGAGUGCCUUGACGCCUCAGGCAGGCAUAAGACUUAUCAGCCAAUCAGCGCAAUGUACAAAAUACGGGUGCCUGACUGCCUCAUCGAUCGGCUUUCUAUUCUUAUUCCUCGAUACGAACACCAUUUGUCCUUUUCUUUUCUUCCAGUUCCCCUCCCCUUUGUACUCUUUUUCUUUCUCACAUCUCACUGUCCAGCUGGUGCUGCUGGGCAUUCUUCUGGACCUUAAAAGUCAUGUUCUUGUGAGGCUGUUUGAGUCAAAGUCCCCUUGUCCGUCGCGGAGAUCAUCUCUUUUCAUCUGAUCUGUCUAUCUUUAUCGAUUUUGUGCAUCAUAUUUAUCCUAUACAGGGCCACCCAUUGCAUAUUUAAUUCAGAUCACACAGCAUCCCAUUACUGCAUUCUGGUCUAAUUCUGUGUUCGCCGACAAUCUUAUCAAAAAUGUCCUUUCUCCAGGGGCUGUGUGGUUGCAUUGCGCGUCCCAGUUCCCCGCCUAGGCCGACUCCAGCCCCUCAAAUGAUGACCGUCUCCGAUCAUCCAAGGAGAAGCAGCAACACCAGAUCCUGGACUGAAGGCGAUGACUGGGCCAUCACCCGCCCUACUGACCAUGAUGCUGGCUAUUCGUCUGUUGUCCCUUUGCCGCGGUAUACACCCCGUCCCGUAAGCAUCCAGGAGAAGACAUUGGCGGCCCACAUGCGCGAUCCAUCCAUCUCCUCAUCGUCACUAUCAUCGUCAUCUUAUCCGGACGAAAAGAGCCGCAACGUAUAUCACUCCAGUAAUCGCCCAGAGGAUCUCACUUCGGACGUCUCAUCGGCGAUCUCUUUCCCUAGCAGCUACGGGAAUACCUCGACGGCAACGGGGGAAACGCCCCCGCCACCAUACUCGCCACGAGUAUCGCCAGCACCGUCAAGAUCCAUGUCUGUCUCAUCGAUGUAUCCGCCUGUGGUUCCAGCUCAGAUCGCACCCCCCAGACCGGUCCUGCAGCGACCGGAUUUACCAUCAAGGUGUCGUGCUGAUCAGCAACGGCUAUCACAACACCGGAGAUCGUGGGAGAGUCGGUGAUUGGCGGGGGGCUGCUCCCCAUGCAAAUAACGUUUGAUCAAAAUUUAUAGUAAUUAUCUCAUAUCGGUAUUGUCUUCUUUCUGAUGGAUUUGUCUUAUAGUGGGUAUGGUUUAUUGGGCUUGGGUGGGAUGACACGCAGGGCGUGGUCUUUGAUUUGAAGGUGGGGAGUUUCAUAU
Aspergillus wentii DTO 134E9 is the source of this 1287-nucleotide messenger RNA. RefSeq lists its product as uncharacterized. The record is from RefSeq and is a predicted model, not a curated record. The transcript has a single exon. Bases 491 to 1111 code for a protein of 206 amino acids. Lineage: Eukaryota; Fungi; Ascomycota; Eurotiomycetes; Eurotiales; Aspergillaceae.